Molecule: messenger RNA, 2355 nt
Organism: Penicillium diatomitis
Lineage: Eukaryota; Fungi; Ascomycota; Eurotiomycetes; Eurotiales; Aspergillaceae
Product: putative respiratory complex assembly protein Rmp1
Exons: 1
Coding region: 1-2355 (784 amino acids)
Source: RefSeq, a predicted model, not a curated record
AUGAUGCGGCCUCAGCCUAGGACCGUGUUUGGGAAGCAUCCCUCCUGGAUUACACUACCCUGCCGGUCUCUUCCACAAUAUACCAUCCGCGGACCGUCCAGUGCUCGAUUCCAAAGCUCCGAAUCUGACGGUCCAUUCACCUCCUCCGAUCCAUCGAGCGAACAUGCGCCUCGUCGUCGGCGUCGAUUCAAGAAAGCGUCACAAUCGAAAAGAAUCACUCUGGAUGUGGACUCACUCGGACAACCCGGCGAGAUUGUGGUCGUCCCACCAAAGCCUCCACGCACCUUGAAAUCCAAGCUACGAGAAGCGCAAAACAUCACCACGGAAGAUGCUCAGCCGGUCACCCUGAGCUCCAUGCUGGAGGAUUUGGAGGAGGAAUAUACGCCAUUGACGUCUACUGAGAUCCAGGGGCGAAUUGAAAAGGAAAGGGAAACCGCCAACUGCACCGGCAAACUCUCCGCACAUGAGUGGGAAGCCACACGAAGUCGUCUCGCCUCGUCGUUCACCUACAAUCAAUUAUCGGAGUAUGUCGAGGACCAUCAAGCCCACGGGAAACAAGGGUUCAGGGAUCCAGAUGCCUGGAGACCCGGUACUUCAGCCUUCACACAGACAUAUUCGGGCCACGCGACCGGGCCGUCAAGACGUGUUGCAUCGUCCCAUGAUCUAAAGGGCAAAGCUUUGCUGGCGGAGCGGAUCCUUCGUGAUUGCUGGGACUUUUCGAUUGUGGAGGAGGUUGGUCAAAUAGAUCUCCGCCUGUCACCUUCACAAGUCAGUCUGUUACUGAAGGCAGAGCACUUCUCCUUCGAUGAGAUAGCGACUCUGCACGAAUCCAGUAUCGAUGUGACCAGCUUUCUCGGCCUGGUGAGAAUCACCGGCCGUCAAGAUUCAUGCGAGUCGAUGAGUGAAAUCAUUCGCGACGCGAUCGCCCGCAUACGAGAGGACAGCAUUGCAAUCGAUCCAGCCGCCUUCCGAGCCGUGAUGACUCACUCUGUUUCCCAACGCCUGUUCGACUUUAUCAGUGAGACAUACGGCAUUUCAUUUGAUACCGAUGACUCGCAGGUACCCAAGAAAAUUCUAUAUCUGGCUGAAAAUAGAGAAGGUGCAGAAAAUGCACGUCGAGCUCUGAACCUCGCUCUGCGCGAGGUAACUCCAUCCUCAAUCCCCUUCUCUACCUAUUUCUCCGCCUCGGACACCGCAAAUACAUACAAUCAUACCCCUGAAGACAGCGUGCCUUGGCUGGAUCAGCAAAGGCAAUGGUUCCGGUGGGCUAUGCCUUCCACUCAAUCAACAGAGUCAAGCAGCGAUGCGACGGAUCUGUUUGACAAUCAUCAAACUCGACUGUCAGAUCACCUACUGAAACUCUUGCGUAAGACAUCGGCGCCAAAAGUGGCAUCAAGUGGCACACUUAAUGUACACGAGUCCAUAACGGCAUCGGUGGGACACUGCCUGUUCGGUCGCAAGCAGUCAGCCGAAAACGUAUCUAUGAAUCCCGCUCAACUGGGCAAGCUCUCACUACCACGAACAUUUUCCACCGACAUCCCCCGAGUGAUCAACUACUUGACCUCCCUCCGACCGAUCACUCCAGUCGUUGGUAAUCAGCUGCACACGCUGCGGUUGACCCCGUCCUUUGAACACGCGCAUACUGCUCCAAUCCUGGAGGUCACCAUCCUUUCAAAGUUGGGAACGAAAUUGGAUACGACCGAGGACGCAUUUGAGGUGCAAAAGCUCAGAGUCAUUCUUGCAUCCAACGAAGUCGAUUACCUUCUUCCUGAGAAUGGACUCGACCUGCGCUUCCAUCGCACGCUUUACCAUGAAAUCACGAGUGAAUUCGUGGCCGACAAUUCUGAUCUGCAAGAGCUUGUGAACGGGAUCAAGUCCUGUCUCCGCGGCACUUUCGGGACAGCUUCUCUACACUUGAGCCCAUCCGACGACUCGGUCCCUCUCCCGGCAUUUUGUCAUUUAGCCCUCCCCCGGAGGAUCCUCGCCAAGUCCGAGCAAUCAUCAUCAACGGACGAGGAAAGCGCACCCCUCCAAGUCGAGUACAUUUUCCCCCCAAUUCACAACAUCCGCCGCGCAGGCGUUCAAUUGUACGAGCUUGCCGAUCGUCAACUCAGCUACAGUUACCAGGAGACCGGUCCGGUGCUCCCCGGGCGAGUUGUCAACGUCUCGCUUGGCAUGGAGCUGGCCAAUACACCACGGGUUACGGAUAUCACCGAGGCUCAGGACCACGUUGCUUUGGAAAAAGACUUUCACUCGUUUUACAACACGGCUUGUCGGAUGGCGUUUGAUAUCCACAGAUUGAAGCUAUCGGGCACGGAUGACGGUAUUUUUGAACCGAGUCCCAUGUUCAGGUAG